AAUGUGAAGGCUACAUUUUGCUUAUGUCAGUAUAAAGUUUCUUGAAUGAAAUCAAAUUUCUAAAUCCCUUCUAUCACAAAUUAGUUGCACCAGUAAAUCUAGUUGAAGAUUCUAAACUCUACAAAUUCCCACUAUGAAUACUAUGAAAUUUGGUGCUCUCUCUGCAAGACAUUUUCUAGUUCAGAAAAGAAAUCUCUUAAGAAUGUUGACUCAGAUUCCGAAUAAGCCCAACAUGGAUAGAAUCGAGCAAGUCGGACCCGAUAGAGCAUGCGCUGAAUGGCUUUUAAGAUGUGGAGCAAAAGUUAAAUGGACAAACAACACUUCGUGGUUGGAAGACUAUAACCAACUUCCUUCCAUAUCCAUAAAGAAUUUGUUGUUUGAGGUAGAAGCAAUUGAUUCAUCAAUAAUGGAUGUUGGAUUUAUUCAUCUUAAGGGCUGUAAUCAUAUUAGAAGUUUUCUUAUGAAUUCUUGUCCAUACGUUGAAGACAAUGCUUUGAGUAAGUUGGAUAGCUUGAAAUCUUCACUUCAAAAUUUGGAAUUGGUCAAUUUGUUGGGUGUGACUGAUGAAGGUAUUAAAAGUCUCACAGAACUAACAGAAUUGAAAAGUCUAGUUCUAGAGGGUCUACCUUCAGUCAGAUAUCAAUCAACAUUUGAUUCAUUACGAAAGGCUCUACCAAACUGCGAUAUCAAACACAAAAAUGUUCAGCUUAAAUAA
Molecule: messenger RNA, 715 nt
Organism: Dimorphilus gyrociliatus
Lineage: Eukaryota; Metazoa; Annelida; Polychaeta; Dinophilidae
Source: the annotation of a GenBank genome assembly